CUUAGUCUACUAUUUGAAUCCUGUACUGCAAGUCCUUGUGAAUUGCCCUUCAUCGAUUAUGAUCCUAUAAUACUGGGAUUUCUCCCUUGUUUCAACCUUCUCAGGGUAUUGGUCAUCAUCCAUGAUGAAAUGCUACGGUUCGACUCAUUUCCACUUGUGAUUACAAAGUUAUUUCAUUUGAGAUAUCUCCAUGUUGAACAUUUACGCUUGAAUAUUCCUGAAUCAAUCUCAGAGCUUCUGAAUUUGCAAACUCUUAUUUCUAACUGUAGUCCUGUAUCGGGAAUGACUUUACCUAAGAAGAUAUGGUUGUUGAAGAACUUGAAGUACAUAUCUUUAGGAAGAAACACUUAUUUACCAAGUCCUAGAAUAAAUAAGAAUCUUGUGACAGUGAUGCCAAAUCUAGAGAAAUUUUUCGGUCUUUGUUACACAAGUUGUACAAAUGAAGUCUUUUCUAGCAUUCCCAAUCUAAAGAUAUUGACCAUUCAUGUACCUAUUACAUUUAAAGAAGAAAUUAUUUCCUAUCGUCUCUUGGAUAUGUCGAGCUUGAGAAAACUUGAGGCAUUCAAGCUUUCCUGGAACAGUAGUUGGGAAAACCCCAUCAAGACAUUUGUUUUUCCAACAUCAGUUAGGAGGUUGACUUUAUCUUUUUGUAGUAAGUUCAUUUGGGAAGAGAUAUCAUCAACUUUUAUCAUGUUGCCAAAUCUUGAAGAGCUCAAACUUAAAUAUUGUGAAGCCGAUGAUGAUGUAUGGAUAAUGAGCGAUAAAGUCAUAUUCAAAAGCUUGAAGUUGUUGUUACUGAGCGAUCUAAAUCUUAAGCGUUGGGAAGCUAGCAGUGAUAACUUCCCUAAUCUAAAACGUCUUGUUCUGAAGAUAUGUGAGGACCUGCAAGAAAUUCCAACAGAUUUUGGGGAAAUUUGUACUUUGGAAUCGAUUGAGUUACAUGAUUGCAGCGCUACUUCUGAGGAUUCUGCCAGAAAUAUCGAACAAGAACAAGAGGACAUGGGAAAUAAUAUGCUUAAGGUCUACAUCCGUAACAGCAACAGGAAUGGAAGCUUAUUUUGAGGGAUCAUCUAAUAUCGCGGCCAAUUGUGUUUUUGUAUUUUGUAAAUGGUAACUAUUGAUGUACUGUAAUCUCUAUUUUGUUUUCGAAAUAAAUAAGCAUGUUCAAUCUACUAUGCAUUGCCUGUGGAGUGUAAGAUUUGCUGGUUUCACACUGUUUUCCUCAGUUCAUGUAUAAUACAUGUUUUUCGUUGA
Solanum lycopersicum (tomato) is the source of this 1254-nucleotide messenger RNA. Its product is annotated as putative late blight resistance protein homolog R1A-10. Gene Ontology annotation, molecular function: ADP binding. The record is from RefSeq and is a predicted model, not a curated record. Lineage: Eukaryota; Viridiplantae; Streptophyta; Magnoliopsida; Solanales; Solanaceae. Gene Ontology annotation, biological process: defense response to other organism.